Brassica oleracea var. oleracea is the source of this 2504-nucleotide messenger RNA. RefSeq lists its product as uncharacterized. Lineage: Eukaryota; Viridiplantae; Streptophyta; Magnoliopsida; Brassicales; Brassicaceae. Bases 147 to 2468 code for a protein of 773 amino acids. Gene Ontology annotation, molecular function: protein binding; zinc ion binding. The transcript is spliced from 3 exons. The record is from RefSeq and is a predicted model, not a curated record.
GCAGUUUUCACAAAAAAAAAAAAAAACGAGGGUUGUUGUCAAGCUCUUCCCAAGCUCUUCUUCCUCGUGCAACUUCCGAGAAUUCGAUCAUAAAAACAACUUCAAUAUCGGAUUAGGGUUUCUAAAUUCUCCGAAAUUCUGAGGACAUGUCAGGGAAACGGGUGAUAGCAAUAUGUAUGUCCGGAGGGCAGUUUCUAACAGAGAAAGGCGGAGCGCUAACUUACAGAGGCGGCGAUGCACACGCAAUAGACAUUGACGAAGAUACGAUGUUCAAAGACUUUAUCUCAGAGAUUGGUGAGAUGUUUAACUUCGACGCCACCAGCACAGUUUGUCUCAAAUACUUUCUCCCUGAUAACAAGAAGACUCUCAUCUCCAUCUCUAACGAUAAAGACUUGAAACGGAUGAUCAAGUUCCACGAGAACUCUAACUCUGCUGAUGUCUAUCUCAUACCCGAAGAAGCUCCCGAGGCUAGCAGAUCUAGCAGAACGACACUGUCCGAAGCGAUUCCACCAGCUCCUCUAGACGACAUGAUAGAUGACACAACAGGACCAGAAGAUCAUCUUCCCCUCUCAGUCUCAGAUCCUACUGUUGUAACAAUAGAGCAAGUCAUGAGCCAAGCUGCAGAAGAUUCACAGAUCGUUACAACUCCAUCGAUGAUUCUCGACGUCAACAAUCCCUCAGGAGACAUUCUCGCAAAGGCGAGAACGCAGCAGUGGCAGAACACAAUCACAGGCCUCGGACAGAGGUUCAAAAACGUAGGCGAGUUCCGCGAAUCGCUGCGCAAGUACGCCAUUGCUAACCAGUUCGGUUUCCGUUACAAGAAGAACGAUAGCCACCGAGUGACGGUCAGAUGCAAAGCGGAGGGCUGUCCCUGGAGGAUCCACGCCUCGAGGCUAUCGACCACUCAGCUGAUAUGCAUCAAGAAGAUGACCCCUUCGCAUACCUGCGAAGGCGCGGGUGGCUUCAACGGUCUCCAGACGAGUAGGAGCUGGGUGGCCAGUAUUAUCAAGGAGAAGCUGAGAGUGUUUCCUAACUAUAAACCGAAAGAUAUCGUCAGCGAUAUUAAAGAAGAGUAUGGGAUUCAGCUGAACUACUUUCAAGCUUGGCGCGGGAAAGAGAUUGCGAGAGAGCAGCUCCAAGGAUCGUACAAGGACGGUUACAAGCAGCUUCCGGUUUACUGCGAGAAGAUAAUCGAAACAAAUCCAGGCAGCAUUGUUACAUUCGCAACCAAGAAGGAUUCGAGCUUCCACCGUGUUUUCGUGUCGUUCCACGCCUCGGUUUACGGUUUUGUUGAAGGUUGUAGACCGUUGGUGUUUCUUGAUAGUAUCCCCUUGAAGGCAAAGUAUCAGGGGACUUUGUUGGCUGCGACUUCUGUUGACGGAGACGACGAAGUGUUUCCGUUAGCGUUUGCGGUUGUUGACGCCGAGAGUGAGGAUAACUGGGAGUGGUUUUUGCUCCAGCUGAGAACUGCUAUCUCCACCUUCGCGGCUUGUCCGAUCACUUUCGUGGCGGACAGGCUCAAGAACCUCCAGGAACUGAUCCCGAAAGUGUUUGUUAACUCGUUUCAUGCUUACUGCUUACGGUAUUUAACCGACGAGCUCAUCAGAGACUUGAAAGGACCGUUCUCUCACGAGAUCAAGAGGCUAAUCGUCGAUGAGUUUUACUCGGCGGCUUAUGCGCCGAGACAGGACUCGUUUGAGGGAUAUGUGGGGAACAUCAGAGGCCUUUCGCAGGACGCUUACGACUGGAUUAUGCACAAUAGCAAGCCUGAUCACUGGGCUAAUGUUUACUUUCCUGGUGCUAGGUACAACCACAUGACAUCAAACUCAGGUGAACCGUUCUUCACCUGGGCUUCAGAGGCCAACGAACUACCUAUAACUCAAAUGGUUGAUCUGAUCCUGGGAAAGAUAAUGGGAAUGAUUCACGUGAGAAGGAUUAAUGGAGAUGAGGAUAAUGGAAGAAGAUUGACUCCUUCCAUGGAGAUAAAGCUAGAGAAAGAGUGUUUAAAAGCGCAAGGCGUUAAUGUAACGUCCUCAUCCACGGAUAACAAUUUGUUUCAAGUCCAGGGAGAGACGUAUGAGGUGGUGAACAUGGCGCAGUGUGACUGUAGCUGCAAAGGUUGGCAGUUAACGGGGUUACCGUGUCACCACGCGGUUGCUGUUAUAAGCUGUAGUGGACGUAGUCCUUAUGACUUUUGUUCUAGAUAUUACAGUGUUGAUAACUAUAGGUUGACUUAUGCUAUGUCGAUAAGUCCGGUUCCUUUGUUGGAUGGAGAGAUGUGUAGAGAGAGCUCAGGGGGUUCUGGGAUGACGGUGACACCGCCACCUACACGGCGGCCUCCGGGGAGGCCACCGAAGAAGAAGACACCGGCUGAAGAGGUGAUGAAGCGGCAGCUGCAGUGUAGUAAGUGCAAGGGGCUUGGUCACAACAAAUCAACUUGUAAAGUAUAUCCUCCUCUUGAAUGCUAGUAAGAAAAGAAAAAAAAAAUUUUAAAUCAUUCUUUA